Saimiri boliviensis boliviensis (Bolivian squirrel monkey) is the source of this 7073-nucleotide messenger RNA. Lineage: Eukaryota; Metazoa; Chordata; Mammalia; Primates; Cebidae. The record is from RefSeq and is a predicted model, not a curated record.
ACACACACUCCCACACACCCACGGCAGACACGCACGCACCCGGGCGCCGAAGGGAAAGCCGCGUCUCGCCCUCCCGCCCCGCCGCCGGUCGUGUCUCCGAUCCCUCAGCAGAGCGGGAAAGCGGAGGCCGGAGCCGUGACCUCUGACCCCGUGGUUAUGCGGAGCCGCCGCAUUCCUUAGCGAUCGCGGGGCCGCCGCUGCCGCCGUGGGCGACUGACGCAGCGCGGGCGCGUGGAGCCGCCGCCGCCACCCCUCCCCCACCGCGCUCUCGCGCCAGCCGGUCCCCGCGUGCCCGCCCCCUCUCCCCGGCCGCACCCGAGCCCUCGCGCGCCGCCACCGUCGCCGCCGUCACGCGUCCCCCCACUGCCGCCGCCGCCGCCGCCCCAGCCCGCCCAGCCCGGAGAUCCCGCGUGGAGCUGUCGCCGCCGCCGCCGCCGGGGAGGAGGAUGAAGGACAAACAGAAAAGGAAGAAGGAGCGCACGUGGGCCGAGGCCGCCCGCCUGGUAUUAGAAAACUACUCGGAUGCUCCAAUGACACCAAAACAGAUUCUGCAGGUCAUAGAGGCAGAAGGACUAAAGGAAAUGAGAAGUGGGACGUCCCCUCUUGCAUGCCUCAAUGCUAUGCUACAUUCCAAUUCAAGAGGAGGAGAGGGCUUGUUUUAUAAACUGCCUGGCCGAAUCAGCCUUUUCACACUCAAGAAGGAUGCCCUGCAGUGGUCUCGCACUCCCGCAGCAGUGGAGGGGGAGGAGCCAGAGGAUACAGCUGAUGUGGAGAGCUGUGGCUCUAAUGAAGCCAGCACUGUGAGUGGUGAAAACGAUGUAUCUCUUGAUGAAACAUCUUCGAAUGCAUCUUGUUCUACGGAAUCUCAGAGUAGACCUCUUUCCAAUCCCAGGGACAGCUACAGAGCUUCCUCACAGGCGAACAAACAAAAGAAAAAGACUGGGGUGAUGCUGCCUCGAGUUGUCCUGACUCCUCUGAAGGUAAACGGGGCCCACGUGGAAUCUGCGUCAGGGUUCUCGGGCCGCCACGCCGAUGGCGAGAGCGGCAGCCCAUCCAGCAGCAGCAGCGGCUCUCUGGCCCUGGGCAGCGCUGCUAUUCGUGGCCAGGCCGAGGUCGCCCAGGACCCUGCCCCGCUCCUGAGAGGCUUCCGGAAGCCAGCCACAGGUCAAAUGAAGCGCAACAGAGGGGAAGAAAUAGAUUUUGAGACACCUGGGUCCAUUCUUGUCAACACCAACCUCCGUGCCCUGAUCAACUCUCGGACCUUCCAUGCCUUACCAUCACACUUCCAGCAGCAGCUCCUGUUCCUCCUGCCUGAAGUAGACAGACAGGUGGGGACAGAUGGCCUGUUGCGUCUCAGCAGCAGUGCACUAAAUAACGAAUUUUUUACCCAUGCGGCCCAGAGCUGGCGGGAGCGCCUGGCUGAUGGUGAAUUUACUCAUGAGAUGCAAGUCAGGAUACGACAGGAAAUGGAGAAGGAAAAGAAGGUGGAACAAUGGAAAGAAAAGUUCUUUGAAGACUACUAUGGACAGAAGCUGGGUUUGACCAAAGAAGAGUCAUUGCAGCAGAAUGUGGGCCAGGAGGAGGCUGAAAUCAAAAGUGGCUUGUGUGUCCCGGGAGAAUCAGUGCGUACACAGCGUGGUCCAGCCGCCCGACAGCGAGAUGGGCAUUUUAAGAAACGCUCUCGGCCAGAUCUCCGAACCAGAGCCAGAAGGAAUCUGUACAAAAAACAGGAGCCAGAACAAGCAGGGGUUGCUAAGGAUGCAAAAUCUGUGGCCUCAGAUGUUCCCCUCUACAAGGAUGGGGAGGCUAAGACUGACCCAGCAGGGCUAAGCAGUCCCCAUCUGCCAGGCGCAUCCUCUGUAGCACCUGACCCAGAGGGUCCCGAAUUCCCAGUUGAGUCUGUGGCUUCCCGGAUCCAGACUGAGCCAGACAACCUGGCAUAUGCCUCUGCCUCUCCAGACAGAAUUCCUCCCCUGCCUCAAGAGACUGUGGAUCAGGAGCCCAAGGAUCAGAAGAGGAAAUCCUUUGAGCAGACGGCCUCUGCAUCCUUUCCCGAAAAGAAGCCGCGGCUUGAAGAUCGUCAGUCCUUUCGUAACACAAUUGAAAGUGUUCACACCGAAAAGCCGCAGCCCACUAAAGAGGAGCCCAAAGUCCCGCCCAUCCGGAUUCAACUUUCACGUAUCAAACCACCCUGGGUGGUUAAAGGUCAGCCCACUUACCAGAUAUGCCCCCGGAUCGUCCCCAUCACGGAGUCCUCCUGCCGGGGCUGGACCGGCGCCAGGACCCUCGCAGACAUUAAAGCCCGUGCUUUGCAGGUCCGAGGGGCGAGAGGUCACCACUGCCAUAGAGAGGCGGCCACCACUGCCAUCGGAGGGGGGGGUGGCCCGGGUGGAGGUGGCGGCGGGGCCACCGAUGAGGGAGGCGGUAGAGGCGGCGGCAGUGGUGAUGGUGGUGAGGCCUGUGGCCACCCUGAGCCCAGGGGAGGCCCGAGCACCCCUGGAAAGCGUACGUCAGAUCUACAGCGAACACAACUACUGCCGCCUUAUCCUCUAAACGGGGAGCAUACCCAGGCUGGAACUGCCAUGUCCAGAGCUAGGAGAGAGGACCUGGCUUCUCUGAGAAAGGAGGACAGCUGCCUGCUACAGAGGGUUCCAGUUGUAUUCACAAAUGGGCCAGAAGAUGCCUCCCAACUCCCCAUUGCUCCCACUGGGGACCAGCCAUGCCAGGCCUUGCCCCCACUGUCCUCGCAAACCUCAGUAGCUGAGAGAUUAAUGGAGCAACCUAAGUUGCACCUGGCUGUUAGAACUGAGUGUGAGUCUGGCACCACUUGCUGGGAAAGUGAGGAGGAGGAGCGGGGACCCACUGUUCCCGCAGAGAAUGGUCCUAUUCCAUCUCUAGUGGGAGGUGAUACCUUAGAAAAAGGAACUGGCCAUGCUCUUGACAGUCAUCCCACUAUGAAGGACCCUGUAAAUGUGACCCCCAGUUCCACACCUGAGUCCCCAUUGACUGAUUGCCUGCAGAACAGACCAGUUGAUGACAAAUUAGGGCUUGGUGACUCAUGCCCUCCUAUGAGGGAAAGUGAUACUAGGCAAGAAAACUUGAAAACCAAGGCUCUCGUUUCUAGCAGUUCCUUGCAUUGGAUACCUAUCCCAUCGAAUGAUGAGGUAGUGACACAGCCUGAACCAGAGUCUAGAGAACGUGUACCAUCUGUUGAGUCCCAGGUUGGAGAAGAGUGGGAGAAAGGUGCUCCCACCCUUCCUGCAUUGCCUGGGGAUUUGACAGCCGAGGUGGGUCUAGAUCCUGCUGAUAGCCUUACUUCACUCUGGACUGUGCCGUCUCGAGGAGGCAAUGACAGCAUUGGCAGUGACUGUCAACAAGGGGACGUUGAAAAGCUGAAAAUCAACGGAGACUCUGGAGCACUGAGUCCUCACAGUGAGUCCACAGAUACAGCCUCUGACUUUGAAGGUCACCUCACUGAGGACAGCAGUGAGGCUGACACUUGUGAAGCUGCAGUGACAAAGGGAUCUUCGGUGGACAAGGAUGAGAAACCCAGUUGGAACCGAUCUGCUUCAGUGUCCAAGGUGAAUGGUGACCUGAAUCUGGUUACAAGGACAGAUGGGAUGGUUACUCCUCAGAGCUGGGUGUCUCAAGUAUGUGCGGUCCCCCAAAAGACCCCAGAUUCCCUACUGCUGGCCAAUACGGAGUACCACCCAAGAGCCAUGUGCCUGUCCAGGCCUGGGUCCUCAGUGGAGGCCACUAGCCCUCUUGUGAUGCAGUUGCUUCAGGGUAACUUGCCCCUAGAGAAGGUUCUUCCACCAGGCCAUGAUGACAGCAUGCCACAAUCCCCACAAGUACCGCUUACAAAAGUGCAGAGCCAUGGCUCCCUGAGCAUGGGAUCUUUACAUGAUCUUGGAGAAAACAGUGGCAUGGUUGGUAGAAGCAGCCCCAGUUGUUUAAGGGCUUUGAAGGAGCCUCUUCUACCAGAUAGCUGUGAAACAGGCAGUGAUCUUGCCAGGAUAGAGGUCACCCAGGCUCUUGGAGCACCCCAGAAGAUUUCCAAGACAGUCCCAAGUUUUGACUCCCUCCAUCUGGUGACACACCCGAUUACUUCCUCUAGGAAACUGGAAGAAAUGGAUUCUAAAGAGCAGUUCUCUUCCUUUAGUUGUGAAGAUCAGAAGGAGGUCUGUGCCGUGUCACGGGACAGUAGUUCAAAUGCUGCUCCAGGCAAGAGCUCAGGAGAUCUUACUACCUCGAGAACUCCUUGUUUCUCAUCUCCAAAUGUGAUCUCCUUUGGUCCAGAGCAGACAGGUCGGGCCCUGGGUGAUCAGGGCAAUGUUACAGGGCAAGGGAAAAAGCUUUUUGGCUCUGGGAAUGUGGCUACAACUCUUCAGCGCCCCAGGCCUACAGACCCAAUGCCUCUGCCUGCUGAGAUCCCUCCAGUUUUUCCCAGUGAGAAGUCAGGACCAAGCACAAACUCCAUGUCUGGUGGGGUACAGACUUCCAGGGAAGGCUGGGCUCCAAAGCCGCAAUCUGCCUGUGUUGGCAGCAUCAAGAAUGAGAAGACUUUUGUCGGGGGUCCUCUUAAGGCAAAUGCUGAGAACCGAAAAGCUACUGGGCAUAGUCCUCUGGAACUGGUGGGUCACUUGCAAGGGAUGCCCUUUGUCAUGGACUUGCCCUUCUGGAAAUUACCCCGAGAGCCAGGGAAGGGGCUCAGUGAGCCUCUGGAGCCUUCUUCUCUCCCCUCCCAACUCAGCAUCAAGCAGGCAUUUUAUGGGAAGCUUUCUAAACUCCAACUGAGUUCCACCAGCUUUAAUUAUUCCUCUAGCUCUCCCACCUUUCCCAAAGGCCUUGCUGGAAGUGUGGUGCAGCUGAGCCACAAAGCAAACUUUGGUGCGAGCCACAGUGCAUCACUUUCCUUGCAAAUGUUCACUGACAGCAGCACGGUGGAAAGCAUCUCGCUCCAGUGUGCGUGCAGCCUGAAAGCCAUGAUCAUGUGCCAAGGCUGUGGUGCGUUCUGUCAUGAUGACUGUAUUGGACCCUCAAAGCUCUGUGUAUUGUGCCUUGUGGUGAGAUAAUAAAUUAUGGCCAUGGGAAACACUGUAUAUUUAGUGUGUGUAUUUUGAUAAUGAUUGAUCUUAAAUCUGUAUACAGAAUAUCGUUGAUACAAUACUCUUUUUAGGCAGGAGCACUCUUGCCCUCACCCCCAAAUUUAUAGUGCUAAAGCCCUCUGUCGCUUGUCGACCCCUCUGGUCUUGCUGGAGGGAUUUUCUGGGUAUAACCCAUUGGGCUGCCCAAAGCCACCCAGCCUGAGCUCUCCUGCAGACAGAGCCUGAUGUGGCAUGGAGCAGGGUCGGUGUGGUGGGGGGAUUGUGCUGCCUGACUCCCAGAGGGACUUGAAACUGAAGCAAGAAGGUUGCAUUCUCUACCAAGGGAAUUAACCUACCUGAACUAAGUAGAAAUGCCAGUCUUCCACUGUCCCCUCCCUGCCAUCUUUUCUUCUGCUACUUUGGGGAAUUGGUCUGGAAAGAAGCCAGCACAGGGUUAAAGUAACUCCCAUCAUUGCCCACCAGGGGGCUGGAGCACCUGCCGACCUUAGGGUCGCAGUUGAGUCAUUUGCCAGUUGAUGGAGCAAGUUUGACGUUAGUUCUGUUGCUGAAGCAAAUUUGGAACUUUUCUGUCUUGGUGCGAUCCACUAGCCCACAGGAUCAUUUGGAACCUUGAAUAGCUCUGCUUGGACAAUGGGGUCGGGGAAUAGGGUUGUCUUUCCUAUGAAAAUGCCAUCUGUAGACCUGGUGAGUCAGCUGUCCAGAUGGUUGCAGGUGAAUUCCUCUGCUUGACAUCUUCCCUGUCACUUUGGACCCUAUGGGAGUGGGCAUCUCCACGCACUUGUGUAUGUGAAAGUCAUUUUACAUUUCAAAGCGCAGUGUGUGUUUCUUAUUUUUAUAUUUUUAACUCUUUAUUCUUGGAUGUAUAAAGUGAACUUUUUGGCUUCUGUAAGUAUGCUCUAUGCACCUCUAAUGUUUUAUCAUGUAUUUAUACGUUGUACACAGUACUGGCCGAUUCUGUAAAUGGAUGUAUUGUACAGAGAACAUGAAUGUCUCCCUAAUUUUACAUCUUCAGCAUCAUUGCAUUAAAGUGGUGUAAUUUACUUCUCUACACCUGUUGUCAGAGCCACUGAGUGCUGUGCUGCUCCACGUGAGGGUGAAAUACUUGACUUGUGACCUGCCAGGUUGCCCGAUGCCCUGUUGGGUCACCGGGUGGAUCUGCUGCAGCCUGCAGAGCCACAGUCAGCCUGCCCACACGCCACUGAGCAAACGCAUCUUGCUUCUCACACCUCUCCUCCUCCUACAGCCUUUAAUGGCUGCUCGCUGCCAUAUGUGACAAAUCACCACCACCAGUGUUAAGUGCUUCUGGAUUCAUGGGUGAGUUCCCUGGGCAGCCCCCAGGAAGGCCUUCCAGAUCUGGCUCCAGGGUCACCACCUGUCACAGCAAUACCUGGGACCAUGCUCUCCUGGGACCGUGAGGCUCCUUUUGACGUACUUUUGACAUCGGGCAGGUUUGGGAAGAAACAAAGCCAUGCCUGCUCCUGCCUCUCUCCCAACAUGUUCCUAGCAAGUAGAUGCCCCUGAAUGUGUCUUCCCUUGCCUUGUUCCCUGCCUUAUUUCUUGUAUUUUUGACUUAUUACAGAAUUGAGGAUCCUUGCUUAAUUUAGGUCAAGCAUAAAAUCUGUAUGACUUCAAGUCUAAUUUUAUCUGAAAGUUUGUUUUGUUUUUUUUUUUUUCUCAUUUAAUCUGAUGUGGCGUUUUCAUCAUCUGAAACAUGAGUGACAAGUUGCCAAUAAUGUGAUUUAGAAUGCAGUAUUGGCCAAGUCCAAGUUGUCAACUUAAGCGUCUGUUUACCAAAGACCGGGAACAGGGGCCCAAGCACGUCCAGUCCUCUUCCCUCUGCUGGAACCUUUGGGGACACUCAAGGGUACACAGUUUGACACUGAUCUGGUCCAUGGGGCUGCCCAGAGAAAGCACUGCUUUUGUAUGUCUGUUGUGGUAUUAGAACAAUAAACCUGUACAACCUGC